AGAUCUUGCAGUUCACUCUUUACGCCCACCAGUCUCCUAUUGACUUAAUAGUGGACCUGUGCGUUCGUUAAGUUAAUUCCGGAGCAACCUUCUAACGCUUUGUCGGUACGUCUCUUAUUGUUCAGCCUGUUUCCAGUGUUAUUAGUUUCCUUAUCAGGGGCGUGACUGUCGACAUAACUCAACGCUACCCGAAGCAUCGAGCGGUGAAGUUGACUCCAUGCUAUUUCUGGUCCGUACAAUCCGAGACACGAUAACGGCACUCGUAUUUUUCAUAUUCUAAUAUUGUGCUGAACUGGCUUCACUUGACCUGCCGGCGCUUUGCCACCCUGUCAAGUGCAAUAUGGGACCUGGAAAUUACCGAACCCGUUUCCUCCAUUUUGAUAUACUACAGUAAUCUCAUCUUGUCACUUACUUGCUCGUUGUACCUCGAUACCAAUCUCUGGGGUAGUCCCCUGAGCUCGACAAGAGGAUAGUCAUUAUACACGGCGAUGACGCCUUCUGCGUUACCCUUCGAAUUUUAUUCUGUAUAAGAGAUCAUCUCUUCCCCCUUCGAUCUCCCUGCUGUUCUGUUCCAACCCUAUUCCUCUCCAUGGUUCUAACCCUUCUGUGCGCCUUCGUCUUUCAUUGUUUCCCCUCCCGAGUCACAAGCCGCUCUGUUUGUCUCCAACAUGGUGGUCAAGAUGUUGACGCUUCAGACGACUGACCUAGAUCUGGAUAGGUUUCCCCAGUAUUCAGAGCCGUUUGAGCCGUUUGAGGUUUUGGAACCUAAAACUCAAAUCAUGACGACUAACGGCGUCGCUCCAGACCCGAGCCCGGUCCCGGCUAACAAGCUGCUGGGCAAGGUUCAGGGUACCGACGAAGUUUCUCGACACCCUUCGCCUCAACCCACCCACUUCUCAGUACCGCUGGGGACUCUGGGCGGCAAUGGCCACAGGGUUUUACGCUCCGCUACUGUAGGAUACAUCGCGCCCGAGUUUAAGGGGCGCGAUGAGCAGAUAAAGCAAGUCAAGAGCCUUAUCCUCAAACAAGAAUGGAUCCCCGAAUCACAUCUUGACGAGCAAGUCUCGUGGUUCUACAACGAGCUAGGCAUCGACGAUGUUUACUUCCAGAUGGAGAGCGUGGAUGUCAUCGCAACCCACAUCACAUCUAUGUAUGCUGCCAAAGUUGCUGCCUACGCCCGGGUGGACAAGCGUGAGGAGAUCCGUCUGGAUAUGGAGGCUACUGACCACGCCAUCUAUAUCGACACGAGCGAGCCUGGUAAGAGCUCGUUGCACGGUCCGCGGUUCGAAAACAGGCUCGAGGCGAAGUAUCUCGACCAUGCCGACACCAACAAGCGCUUCAGGGUUGAAACAUUCCGCUCCCAUGGUAGCAUCUCUAACGAUCCUUCAUCCAAGGCUUCUCUACGAUGCUACUUCGUAUACCAGUGCCAGUUUGUGGAUGCAAACCCGGAGCCGGAUGAGACGCGUCUCGAAGUCAUCAGCGAUCGUAUGUUCCUAACAAAGGCAACUAAGAACACCAAGCAGAUCUACGAUGACAUUAUCAAACUUGCCGUUAGCAGGACCGGACCCGUCAUCGAGGUCUUUGAUAUCGAGGGCUCCGAGGAGAAGCGUCUCGUCAUGGCUUUCCGUUCUCGUACCGCCAGGGGUAUUUUCAGCGCCAUGAGUGACCUCUACCACUACUACGGGGUCACAAGCACCAGGAAGUACGUGGAGCAGUUCUCCAACGGCAUCACGGUCAUGAGUAUCUACCUGAAGCCGGCGACGAACCUGGAUACCAAACCCAUGCCGAUCGAGCAGUCGAUUCACCAGAUCACCAAGGAGAUCUCCCUUCUGUACUGCAUACCCCAGAACAAACUUCACUCCUUGUUCGCUUCUGGUGCGCUAAGCUUGCAGGAGACCGUUUAUGGCCACUGCGUCUGGGUCUUCGUUCAGCACUUCCUCAACCGCCUUGGCACGGAGUACGUGUCCAUCAAGCAAGCUUUAGAUCCCAGGAACCCGGCGCACGUUGAGAUCCUAUCCAAGCUGAAGCGCCGUCUGCGUACGGAGACGUUCACGCCGGACUACAUCCUUGAAAUUAUCUCAUCCUACCCUAAUUUAGUACGCCUGCUGUAUGCCGCAUUUGCUAGCAUACAUCUAAGCGUCGGUCCUGGUUUCGAGAAGAGCAUAAUCGCGCCGACACCGGCCGUAGAAGUACUUUCGGAUGCCCGGCUUAAGGAGGCGAUCACCCGAGAAGUGUCUAAUGAGCACGAGGAAAUGGUGAUGACAGCCUUCCGCAUCUUCAACAAUGCCAUCUUAAAGACCAACUACUUCACGCCUACGAAAGUGGCUCUCAGCUUCCGUCUCGACCCAUCCUUCUUGCCAGAGAUUGAAUAUCCUCGACGUUUGUACGGCAUGUUCCUCGUGAUCAGCGCGGAGGCCCGCGGCUUUCAUCUGCGUUUUAAGGAUGUUGCCCGAGGCGGUAUCCGAAUUGUCAAGUCCCGCAGCAAGGAAGCCUACAGCAUCAAUGCUAGGAACCUCUUUGACGAGAACUAUGCUCUCGCGAGCACCCAGCAGCGCAAGAACAAGGACAUCCCCGAAGGCGGUUCGAAGGGCGUGGUCCUCCUCGACGCCAAGCAGCAGGACCGUGCUCGGGAGGCGUUCGAGAAGUACAUUGAUAGUAUCUUGGAUCUUCUCCUCCCUGCCGAGACCCCCGGAAUCAAAAACCCUAUCGUAGACCUGUACCGUAAAGAAGAGAUUCUUUUCCUAGGUCCGGAUGAGAACACUGCAGACCUCGUCGAUUGGGCCACCGAGCACGCUCGCUCCCGGGGUGCGCCGUGGUGGAAGUCCUUCUUCACUGGCAAGUCGCCUAAACUUGGUGGCAUCCCCCACGAUGAAUACGGCAUGACAACGCUGUCGGUUCGCGAGUACGUCAAGGGUAUCUACCGAAAGAUGAACCUGGACCCCUCCCAGGUGAGGAAGAUGCAGACCGGAGGUCCGGACGGCGACCUUGGCAGCAAUGAGAUCAUUCUAAGCAACGAGAAGUACACGGCCAUCGUCGAUGGAUCCGGCGUGCUCGUCGAUCCCAACGGUAUCGACAAGGACGAGCUCGUACGCUUGGCCAAGAAGCGCGUCAUGGUCUCGCAGUUCGACCUCUCCAAGCUGUCUAAGGAUGGCUUCAGGGUCCUAUGUGACGAUAGCAACGUCACAUUGCCGACUGGCGAAGUUGUUCCUAACGGCACGUCCUUCCGAAACUUCUACCAUCUCAGAGAUACCGGUCUGACAGACGUCUUCGUUCCUUGCGGUGGCCGUCCCGAGUCGAUCGACCUUUCUACAGUCUCCAAGUUGAUCAAGGAUGGCAAGACGGCGAUUCCCUACAUCGUCGAAGGUGCCAAUCUGUUCAUUACCCAAGACGCCAAGUUGCGUCUCGAGAAUGCCGGUUGCAUCCUAUUCAAGGAUGCGUCUGCUAACAAGGGUGGCGUGACCUCGUCGUCUUUGGAAGUCCUCGCCUCGCUUAGCUUUGACGACAAGGGAUUCGUCGAGAAUAUGUGCCACAACGCGAACGGCGAAGCACCCGAGUUCUACAAGGCGUACGUCAAGCAAGUACAAGCCACGAUCUGCGAAAACGCUCGUCUCGAAUUCGAGGCGAUCUGGCGAGAGCACGAGCAGACUGGCGUACCGCGGUCCGUGCUUUCCGACACGCUUUCCGUUGCCAUUACGACUCUAGACGAAGAGCUUCAGACGUCAGACCUGUGGGAGAACCCUAAGAUUCGAAGGUCCGUCCUUGCAGAUGCUUUGCCUAAGUUGCUCAUCGACAAGAUCGGCCUAGACACCAUCAUCAGCCGCGUACCUGACUCGUACCUUCGCGCCAUCUUCGGAAGCUACCUUGCUUCUCGCUUCGUGUACGAGUUUGGCAGCAGCCCUAGCCAAUUUGCAUUCUAUGAUUUCAUGUCCAAAAGGAUGGCCAAGAUCCAAUGAUUGAUGACAUCUGCAUAUUGCUGGAAAGAAAAAAAAGGGAGG
Daldinia decipiens is the source of this 3995-nucleotide messenger RNA. RefSeq names its product NAD-specific glutamate dehydrogenase. Gene Ontology annotation, cellular component: mitochondrion. Lineage: Eukaryota; Fungi; Ascomycota; Sordariomycetes; Xylariales; Hypoxylaceae. Gene Ontology annotation, molecular function: L-glutamate dehydrogenase (NAD+) activity. The transcript has 3 exons. The record is from RefSeq and is a predicted model, not a curated record. The coding region runs from base 669 to 3953 and encodes 1094 amino acids.